AUGGACUUUGGGAAAGUUGAGAUAUCCAGAUUGGGGCUGGGCCCUAUCAGCAGGGUUCAUGGGUAUACCCAACUACUCAACCAAUGGAUGAUCAACUGGUAUACCCAGCACCUACUUGAACCAAUUAAGGGUCUGGGUUUAGUUUGUAUACCUCAAGAGGCUUGGGUACCGCUUCAAGUCCCCCUCCUCUAUAGCCACUCAGUAACUGAAAGCUGCUGUCAGAAUUGUGCAUGUCUGGGGUGUAUUCCCAUCGGAUCAACGGUCAUCCACAGAUGGCGGCUUGUUCGGUCCCUCGGUCGGAUCCGUGACGCGGUCCGUCACAACGAAGAGCUGCAGGAUCCGUGUUGCCAUAGCCGGCUCACCCAAAUGGCGGAUAACUCAGAUGGACCAUCCAACGCACAGAACCUGUACUCAGAGGAAGACGAAACGCCUCAUACUACGACGAAUAUAGGAGCUAGCAAAGUUCUCGAUGGCCCUACGAGAGCCUCCUCGACCUCCAGUUUAUCCGAGGCACAAGAUCCCGAUGCGGAUGCCGAAGGGGAGCCAGAUGACCUGGAUGCGGAUGCAGAUGGAAUCGAGGAUGAUGACGCGAUGGACUACAGCUAUGAACAGCAGGAUAUCGAUGGAGCUCGUAUAGAUGAUGGUGACGAGUCUGCUGGACAGGAAGAAGAAGAUGAGGAGGAGGACGGCGAGGAUGAGGAUGAGGAGGAAGAAGAAGGGGAAGACGACAGUGGUGAAGAAAUGGAUCUAGACGAAAACGCAUCCUCUCCACCUCCUUCACCUCCCUCACGACUCUCGGAUCAAGCUCAUCAAAAUGGCUCCGAGUCAAACAAGAAACCUCUCAAACUCAAACUUAAACUUGCAACUCAGCCCGCCGCUUCCCGUCCGCCUGCCAAGCGUAAAUAUGUCAGAAAGGCUCCUCUUGUUUCCAAAUCCCCCUCCGCUCGUUCUCGUUCGACCAAUGAUAAGAAAGCCAACUCGUCCAAUAAACGUCGAAGUACUGGUUCCGAUGAAGAAGAUGACGAGCUUGCGGAAGAUUCACUCGGAUACAGUGAUGGUGAUGACGAUCGAGCGGGUAAUCAACCAGGCCCGUAUCAAGCAUCGAAUGGAUCAGAGGGAGCUUCAACAGGCGACGACACGAUGCCAACCGCUGGCCAGCUCACCGUCCGACAACGUGCCAAAGAGUAUGGGGAACCAGUUACCGAACUUCAAUCACUACCUAUGACUGACAGCAAGAAGAAGAAAGAACUUACUGAAGCUGAUCGGGCUAUGGAAAAGGCUGAAAAGUCCCGCAAGAGGAAACAUCAAAACGAAAAGAAAUUGGAGGAUGAAAAAACCGAAACGAUCAAUCGGCUGUUGAAGGGACAGGUUGGUAAAGCCAAAGGAUCCACCAAAACCGCUGGUCGGCCGAUUGACACCACGGAAGAGAAUACGAACCAAGUUGUCAAAGCACCGGCUGUGCCAGUAUUGCCCACGAUGAUUCGCAGGGUCUCAAGUAUUCGCUCCGGCGAGUACAUAGCCAGCCUCAAUAUCCCUUCAUCUAUCUUGAAAGAACACGAGGAUCACUUCUUACUCAGCCCGUCUUCAAAAGUCGUUUAUCCUCCUCCGGUCAGGCCUCCCCCAAAAACCUGGAAACUCGUCAACGGCGUCCGAGUGAACUAG
Molecule: messenger RNA, 1662 nt
Organism: Puccinia graminis f. sp. tritici CRL 75-36-700-3
Lineage: Eukaryota; Fungi; Basidiomycota; Pucciniomycetes; Pucciniales; Pucciniaceae
Exons: 9
Coding region: 1-1662 (553 amino acids)
Biological process (GO): chromatin remodeling
Cellular component (GO): Ino80 complex
Source: RefSeq, a predicted model, not a curated record